This is a messenger RNA of Solea senegalensis (Senegalese sole), 1831 nucleotides long. It is a transcript of the gene tbc1d7, whose product is annotated as TBC1 domain family, member 7. The coding region runs from base 281 to 1165 and encodes 294 amino acids. The transcript has 8 exons. NCBI's taxonomy places the organism in Eukaryota, Metazoa, Chordata, Actinopteri, Pleuronectiformes, Soleidae. The record is from RefSeq and is a predicted model, not a curated record. Gene Ontology annotation, molecular function: GTPase activator activity. Gene Ontology annotation, biological process: negative regulation of TOR signaling; activation of GTPase activity.
AGUGCUUGGUACAACCACGGAGCUAGCACGUCACAGACGUCAAACAAAUUUGUUUUUGGGGGGUGGAAAUGUGUCACUAGCGCUGUGGCAGUGGCGUUUAUUUAAGUGUUGUGUCACAGCCUCGCAUUUACAGAGAUAAGUUAGAGUCGGUAGAAAAGGAAAAUGUGCCUUUUUUGUCGUUGCUUGCUCUGUCUAAACGAACAUUAGCUCGUUAGCUGCAGUUAUGUAGCAGUUAGCUUGGACCUGACAGCACAGGUGAGGGAAACAACUAGAUCACACCAUGGCUGACGACCCCCAGAGAAACUUCCGCUCUGCUUAUUAUGAGAAGGUGGGUUUCAGAGGAGUGGAGGAGAAGAAAUCACUGGAGAUACUGCUCAAGGAUAAUCCUCUGGAUUUAGAGAAGCUGAGCACCUUCAGUCAGAGGUUCCCUCUCCCCUCCAUGUAUCGAGUCCAUGUGUGGAAGGUGCUGCUGGGCAUCCUGCCGCCCCACAGUGACUCUCACGCUCUGGUUGGAGGCUACAGGAAGGAGCAGUACCAGGACAUCCUGGAGGCGCUUGAGGUCAUGAGAUACGUCAACUCCUCCACACCCUCCACCCACAUCUACCUGCACAUGUUCCAGCUGGAGAGCCAGGUGCUCCCAAGGUGCUCCGAGAUCACGCCGCCGGAUGAAGAAAAUGAGGACUUCCUCUCCAUCAGCAGAGCGAUGGAGGAGAUCGUAGACAAUCCAGUCGACUGCUAUUGGCUGAUCAAGUGUUUCAUCAGUCAGUUCCACCUGAAGUUUGGAGACUCCAUUCCUCAUCUGCCAAAGAGCCUGGAGCAUUAUCUGAGUCAGGAGGAGCCUCGUCUGCUGAGCCAUCUGAAGAACACCGGAGCCUUAACUCAGCUGCCGUACAACCUCUGGUUCAAAUGCUGCUUUGCUGGCUGCCUCCCAGAAUCCAGCCUGCAGAGGGUUUGGGACAAGGUGAUCAGCGGCUCCUGUAAGAUUCUGGUAUUUGUUGCCCUGGAGAUUUUGCUGAGCUGCAAAAUCAUGUUGCUGGGCAUCAACCGGCCUGAAGGCAUGGUCAAGUUUCUGUGUAAUAUACCGCGGGAAAACACUGACGCCAUUGUGACUAAAGCCAUUGAUCUGUGGCAUAAAUACUGCGGCACGCUGGUGCAUGCUGUGUAGCCACGCGGUGACGUGCCAGAGAGGUGAGACGCUUUCCCAGAAUCCACCAGGACCUCCUCUCAACUCCACAGAGACACUGACUGACUGUGACGUUCACUCACUCACUCUUCUCUUCUCUCUCUACUCGACUGAAGUGAAAAGCGGGCUGCUUUUGAUAAGCAGUGGGAGCCACUUUUCAUUUUUGACUGGUUCAGUUUUCCCCAGAGAAUAUGACAAACUGCACACAGGGCAGGGGAUUGAGCUCCGGGGACACAUCAACACUGAAAACUACUGCUCCUGUUUCCAGGGAUUGAUGCUGGAGGAAAGUCAUCGACAAGGAAGCAUAAACUUAUCUUUUUAAUAAGUUCCUUUCUUUAAGAAACUGCAUACAUCAUAGAAGACUCACAAUAAAUUAAUUCCCACAUGCAGGUUUUUCUGCUUUACAAAAAAAAACAUCUGAAAAUUCUCACUUAGUUUCUUUUACUAUGUACACGUUUGUAUAACUCUGAGAAAAUGUUUCUCAACAAGAGACAGUGACAUCUCUCUCCCCCUCACACACACACACACGUAGCAGACACUCAAUAAUCAUGGACGAUGGAUUGUAAACAAUGAAAAUCAGGGAGAAAACCCUUCAUACCCUCUUCCUCGAUGUAAACUGAAAAAAAUAAACAGAUUUUUCUCACUGUU